This is a messenger RNA of Haliotis rubra (blacklip abalone), 1732 nucleotides long. RefSeq lists its product as uncharacterized. The transcript has 3 exons. NCBI's taxonomy places the organism in Eukaryota, Metazoa, Mollusca, Gastropoda, Lepetellida, Haliotidae. Bases 81 to 1604 code for a protein of 507 amino acids. The record is from RefSeq and is a predicted model, not a curated record.
CUUUGACCUUGCGGCCUUGCCAGCCAGUUGUGAUCCGUGAAUUAUGAAAGUGUAUUGUUAAAGGGGUUCUUACUAGGGUAAUGGCUGCUAGGUGCUUCCUGCGAUGCAUUGUGGUUCCUCAGUAUAGGGCGACAGCGAGGGGGCCACAAGUACCUGGGUUGAAGUGGAUACGAUGCUGGUGUCAAGGACGUUCCAGUGUUGUGGAGGGGAGAACCAGCGUGGUGACGGCCAGGGUGGACAGGCGUGAGGACAGUUUCACUCUGCUUCCGCGGGGCAUCCCGGCUGACAAGGAUGAUAUACUGAAUGAAAUCAACAAUGUCCUAUAUGGGAAGCCGGCCAAUAUACAAGCUCGUCAUGGCAUCCAUAGUCGUCUAGAGACCCUGGAGAGCGUGGGAUGCGCACUCGACGACAUCCACAACAGCCCCGACGUCCUUCUUCUCACCGAGGUUCAGGUGUUCAAGGCUGUCCAGAAGUUGCGCAAGAGGCAUCUGGAUGUAAAUGUUGAAAGAGUCAAGAUCGCUCAUCUGCGUUCAAAAGGAGAUUUUCAGAAACUUGUCCAAGAUCACCAGAAGAAGCAGAGGCAUGAAAUAUCAAAAUUGUUGCAGUGUUCAGUGGAACACUGUGAGGCCUUAGGGAAACAGUACCCAUUCCUGAAAUCAGAAACUGCAAAACGACUCGCGCCCAAGAUUGACUAUCUUCUCUCAACUGGCAUCACGCUGGAUGAAGUCCGGGAAAACUGCUUCAUCCUUAAAAGGAAAUUGGAUGAUCUUGCUGAAGUGGCAUCAGGAAUUCAGAAAAUCCGGUGCGGCAAAGUGGGAACAUUUGACAAAGAAUCAAGAGAACUUUUUCUUGACACUGAAAAGCUGCUUCUUUAUUCAAGAGAAAAGACUGACAAGAAGCAACAGAGAUGUGAACACGUUGCUCGGUUGUUACAAGUAGAUAUAUCCCAGCUGGAUGUUAAGUAUUGUGCAGUGCCACUGAAGACAGUUUUGCUGAAAAUAAUAUUCCUGUUGGACCAGGGCAUUAACAAGAAGGAUCUUCUGAACCAUCUCUACCUCAUGCAGAUCAGUCUGUCUACACUACAACGAACUGUCAAGACAGCGCACAAUGUAGGUCUGACAAAAUUCACUGCAAUGUCUCUCAUCAAUAUCCUGCAGCAUAGAACAAUCUCACCCAAACCAGGCAAAGCCAGACACCAUAAUUUCGUUGCCCGUCAGCUGGAUUUGCCCAAAACUGUGUUUUCAAAUCUGGGACCACGUUCGAAUCUCGUUUUCUCCCGGGACAAAUCGAUAUUAAAAGCAAACAUUGAUUAUCUGAAGAGUAAAGGGUUCUCCAGUAGAGAUAUACAUGACUGUGUGUUGGUUAUUGGACAUGAGCCUGAUGUAUUGAAGUCAUAUCUGGAAUCGAUGUCCGAGAGGCUGGAGGUCCAACAGUAUGAGAUCAUAGACAAUGUGGUGGUAUUAAAUGCUGUACAGUACUUCAUUGAGAGGGAUGGGAACUUUAACUGUAAGGAACAACUUAGUGAUGUGAAGGAGUAUGUGGCCCCUGAGAGCUUGGCCGACCUGCACGAGGACGACUCAACGGGGGACGACUCACCUCGAUAAAGACAGUAGCAGAUCUGGGAUAAAGGCAUUAGAUUGAAUCCUUAAUCAUACUCUUUUGUUAAUGAUUGUUUGAUUGGCAUUCUAGAAGUUGGCAGGUCAAUAACGAAGCAUACAACUUAAUGGAUAAC